AUGUCAGGCCUGGGCCAGGAACUAGCGCCACUGUUGCUGCCACUCCUGCUCGACCCGGGUCCCACAUGGCGCUCAGGCCCCGAGCAAGCUCAUUGCGAGGCAGCGGCAGUUGGCGCGUCGCACCAGCACAAGCACCAGCUGCCCGCAGACCUGCGGCUCCUCACAGCUCUCCUGGCGCCUGCACCCCACGUCGGCAGCAGGCUGGGCCGCGAUGGCAGCCGUGGUGGUGAUGGUUUGGCAGGCGAGCACGGCGGCCUGAUGCGCGCGGCAGCCGCCAAGCUGGCCGCAACCCACUGUCCCGUAACAUGGGAACUGUAUAAUGCAGUGCUGCAAGGCGCCGCAGGCCCCCUCGACGCGUGCAGCGGCUGCGUCUUGGAGGCGGCACCGGGCGGGCAGCUGUGGGCGUGCGGGGUGGCAGCGGCCGUGCUGGAACGCGCGGGCGGCAACCAGGCCGCGGCGACGCCAAGCUUGAAGCAAGCAGAGGGUGGCAACGACGCUCUCCUUGUGGAUUUGGGGCAACCGUUGGUCGCGUUAUUGCCGCUGCGGCUCGCACAGCUGUCCAGGCAGCGCAGCAGCAGCCGUGACGCAGGCGACCAAAGCGGCGCACACUGCGAUGGCGGCGACGGCGGCAGCGCCCGCGCAGACGCGUUGCUGCUAGUGGGCGCCCGCGGCGCGCUGCUCCUGCUGCACGCGGCCCCGCGGCUGCCGGCUGCGCUCGCGCCACUGCUGCGGGUGCUGCACUCGGCGAGCGGCGGCCGCCUGUGCGUCAACGGCCUCGCGACGCACCAGCGGCAGCUGCCGCUGCGGCCGCGUGGGGCGGCGCUCGGGAGCUGCGUCGACGGCGGCGCGUGGCUCGCACUGCUGGGGCGGCGCGGGGAUCUGUACGCGUGUGACCUCUCGACGCUCCGAUGCGACGGCGCGGGGACGCAUGCGGAGCAGGGUCCUCUGCCAGCCAUGCUGGAUCUGAUGCCAGUCCCGCUGCCGGCGCCCGUGCGUGCGCUCUGCGCGGCGGGAGGACAGCGAGGCGCGGUCACCGCAGUCACGGAGGGCGGCGCCGCGCUCGACGUGCGCCUGAGCGACGCGGCGGGGGCGGCGCCGGCGGCCGGCGGCCUCAGACCCCGCGCGGCGCGCGCAUCCGCGCGCGACGUCGCCGCCGCGCUCCGGCGGCUUGCGGCGCUGCGCGCGCGGCUGCAGGAGCAGGGCGUGGCUGCGGACGCAGCGCUGGCAGGGGCGACACAGGAGCUCGGCCUCUUGCGUGGCGGCGCAGACGCAGGGGCCCAGCCGGACGGUCUGUCGGAAGCUGCUCCGCAGCUCAACCCGCCAAGUGCCACAGCGCAAGAGGGUGCACCCCGCGGCGGCUGGGGCGGCUUUGGUGGGCUGCGGGCGCGCCUGGAGCUGGAGCGUGUAUGGUCGGCGCCCGCUGCGGCGUGCGGCGGCAACGGCGGCGCGGCGGCGCUGCACCUCGCAGUGAGCGCGCAGCUGGUCAAUGCGUCUGCGCGGGACGCCCUCGGCCCCGGGUGGCAACUGCUGCUGACCUGGACCCCUGAGUCAUCGCGCCAGCCGUCCUGGCAGGCCGGCGCGCGGCUCGCGCCGCUGCUGCCGGGUGGUUCCUGCCGCAUCUCGCUGCUGCUGCCGCUAGCAGCAAACGGCGCUGGCGUCGGCAGCCAAGGGGGCUGGCUACAACUGCACCUGGUCAAGCCCGCGCCGCCGGGCAGCAGCGGCGGCGCCGCUGGCAGCGCCUGCAUGGAGGGCAAGAGCGGCCACGCCGCGCCUAGUGAGGGUCCUUGUCUCGCCGCAGUUGCGCUGCUCGCGCGGCUGCGGGUAGGGGCGCUGUGGCUCAGGAGCCUCAUAGAGGAGAGCCAGCAUGGCAGCUUCCUGCCAGCUGCCUGCGGCGGCUGGGGCGGCCAAUGGGGCAGGCUGGCCCUCAACUCUUCGUUUGCUGGUGGCUCUUCGGCUGCUGGUGCAGCAGUGAACGCCGACAACAGCCUUCCCUUCCGCUGCCUGAUGCAGCUGAGGCUGCGGGCUGGCAAAGUGGCCGCCUCAAAGCGGCGCAGGCUGGCUCCAGGCGGCGGUGCUAGUGGCAUGGAGGGUGCCGACAGGCAGUGGCAGCAGCACCAGCAGCAGCACCAGCAGCAGCACCACCAGCAGCAGCAACAGCCAGGCGCUGGGACGGGGCCUGACGGCGACGCGGCAGCCCGCGUUGCGGCAUGGCUGGGCCCUGUUUUGAGAGGGCCAGUUGCUAGCUCUCAGCACAGCUUUGCGCCCCUGCCUGCGCUGGACUUUGGCACGGACCGCAGCGGCAGGGGGCGCUUCUGCUUUGGGGGAGGGCGGGACGCCGUGGAAGUCGCCUGGGAGCUGCCCGUCGCACCGCCAGGGGCUCCUGCGGCGCCGCGGCAUGAGCAGCCCGCGGACGCCGCCGUGCUCGUCCGCAUCGCGGCUGCCACGCCACGCGGCGUCGCAGAGGCGCAUGGGCAGGUGGUCGAGGCGCUGCAUGCGCAGUUGCUACCACAUGGCGCCGCGGCGGCGGCGGGCGAUCUCGAUGUGAGCAGCAGCAGAAGUGGCAGCAGUAGGAGCGCCGGAAGUGGUGGCUGCGUGCGAUACGAGGGGUGGGCGCUCGAAUCUGACCGGCCUCGCCUCCAGCAGUCGCUGCGACGCCUGCAGCAGCUGCAGGGCCGUGUGACGCAGCUGCGAGCGCUGCUUGGCGAGGCCCUGCGGCUGCGCGACGCGUGCGACGGCGGCAGCAGCGGCUGCGGCAAAGGCUGCGACGUCGAGGCAGGAGACAUGGGGCGCCUCCUGGCCACGGCGGCGCAGCUGCGCGACGGCGUCGAGCAGGCGUAUGGGCAGAUGCUGCUUGCAAGCACUGAUGCAUUCAGGGUUGUUACGGCAUAG
Molecule: messenger RNA, 2889 nt
Organism: Monoraphidium neglectum
Lineage: Eukaryota; Viridiplantae; Chlorophyta; Chlorophyceae; Sphaeropleales; Selenastraceae
Exons: 1
Coding region: 1-2889 (962 amino acids)
Source: RefSeq, a predicted model, not a curated record